Molecule: messenger RNA, 534 nt
Organism: Daldinia vernicosa
Lineage: Eukaryota; Fungi; Ascomycota; Sordariomycetes; Xylariales; Hypoxylaceae
Exons: 3
Coding region: 1-441 (146 amino acids)
Source: RefSeq, a predicted model, not a curated record
AUGCAAACGCAGAGAAUCAUCACUAAUUUCAACGUAAGGCCAUUGCUUGACGUGGCCGCCAGCGGCUCGCUGAACACGGACCCAUUCUCGGGCUCGCGAUCAUUCGUCGCGCAAGGACUACCAGGCCUCUGGCAGAUCCGCCUGCAGCAGACUGUGUCGGUCGUGACGGGCCAAGCAUACUCAUUCCAAUAUACUCUCAAGAUGGACCCGGGCGCAGGGUGCAUCAUGGACGUAUUAAUUAAUAAUGUGCGAACGCGACGGCCGAACCUGAAUCAGUAUCGGGGUCUAUAUACUACUUACGUUGAUCCAUGGACCGCAACUAGCGACACGGCAACGAUUUUGUUCAGCUCACAGUGCAAUUCGGGUGGUCCGACAAACAAGCUGUAUUAUGAUGAUAUUACAUUGACUACGGUCGACGCGCCCGAGGUUACGAUGCCGUAGAACCCCGAGUCUAGUUGAGAGGAACGAUAUUUAAAUGCUAUCAUCGGAUAUAUAGUAUAAUGAAUAGUCCUAAUGCCCUUCGAUGGAUAAAGA